This is a messenger RNA of Mucor mucedo, 993 nucleotides long. RefSeq lists its product as uncharacterized. Lineage: Eukaryota; Fungi; Mucoromycota; Mucoromycetes; Mucorales; Mucoraceae. The record is from RefSeq and is a predicted model, not a curated record. The transcript has a single exon. The coding region runs from base 198 to 830 and encodes 210 amino acids.
UAUAUUACUCAUGACAUGUGGCUCAGUUAAUCAUCUUUUGACUCUCCCGACAUGAAAGAACAGACGCAAUUAUUGGAUAGUCGAUUGCUCUUCCACCGUAUCGUACAGUCAUAAAGGAGCAUUUAAAAGAACUAAAAUAUUUGCUUUUUACACCUUUUUUUUAUGUAUUAAAUAGACAAGAUUAGCACUUUAACCAAAUGACUUCACUUACAACGAAAGAUGAUAAAUACAACUGUAGCGUAAGCAAGUCGCGUUGUUCUGUUUGUUCAAGAGAAUUUUCUUCGACCUCUAACCGAAAUAGACAUGCACUUAAAUUUCACAAUGCUUCUCCCCCUGCAAAUGUUGGGCGACCUUCAUUAGGUGGAAGGAAACAAGCCAACCAUAGAUACUAUAAAAAAGUUACAGCUGAAAAAACCAGACCCAAAUGCGCAGUGUUCUUGACUUCAGCAAUGGAAGAGUCGAAGUCUUUGGAUAAAAGUAAUUUAGUGUCAUCGUACCAGACCAGCCUUAAACAAUGGCAAUUACAACUUCAAAAGUCUAGACAAAUUAUGUCUCUUCCAACUCUUAACAACUGGCAAUGCGACUCAAGCUACUGGGAGUUUCUAACUUUCGCACUCAUGACCCAUGAAGUACGCAAUUACGAAUUAUACUUCGAGCAUGAAGUUUUUUUUAACUCGACGUCUCCUUUAAGCGCCGUUUAUUCCAGCAAUAGCUAUACUCGCGAGCAUAUGAAUAUCUGUCAGAAGUUCUGGACUACUCCAACGUCUAAAUUCAACUGUUUACUUAAAGCCUAUUGCAAAGCUUUUACAGGGUACUAUUAUACCCAAUAAGAUAGUGUAUAUAUUGUCAAAUAAAAUAUUGUUGUUAAAGAAAAACGUUAAAAAACUGCUAUCACAGCCUCAACCAACAUAUAAAGCAACGUUACUGUACAUAGCAGUUUUAUAACAAAAAAAUUAUAAGUGGAAAGAUUAAUAAAAUCUUAAAUUUAUGUCA